CCGAAGGCGCUCAGGCAAGAGACAAUAGCGAAGAAAGCAAACAGUUAACUUCCCGUCAAUCAGAUGUUACUUCUAAAGAAAUGAUUUCAGGAUAUGAUCAGAAUACUAUAGAUGAGAUAGAGCCUCAAAGCUCUGUUUCCUCGAAUAAUAUUAAUCUGGCAUCGAAGUUAAAUGAGAAGGAGGAUAAAACUCGAACGCUGAUUCCUAGGACUGAUCCAAAUAAGAUGGAAUGUCUUUAUCAAUAUGCCGUUGAACAUGGUCUCGAUCCAGAGAAAUUUUCGAUUGUUACGGAAGCUGAGAAGAAAAAAUGGGACCGUGAACAGUUCCUAACUGCCUUGGAAAAUGAUAAGAAAUUAUAUCGUAAAGUAAUAGAGAGAAAGAGAGAUGAUCCCCUUAUGAUCGAUCCUAGAAAAUAUUAUCCAUUUCUAACAGAUCGCGAUAGAUUGAUUGGUGAAGAGCUGAUGCGACGUAGUAUGAUAGAGCGCCGUUUUAAAACUGGAUGGUUCGAUGAUAAUAUAAAAAAAUGGGAAGAUACUCAUACCCAGUUUAUUGAAAUCUUUGCCCGUUAG
Molecule: messenger RNA, 569 nt
Organism: Funneliformis geosporum
Lineage: Eukaryota; Fungi; Glomeromycota; Glomeromycetes; Glomerales; Glomeraceae
Source: the annotation of a GenBank genome assembly